AUGUCUGAGAUAAUAAAUCUUAUUCAUAAAGGUGAUAAUGAAGAAAUACAAAAGUUUCUGAAAGUUUUUGACAAAGAUCCAAGUGGUUAUCUUCAAUCCAUGAAUGAACAUGAUAAAAUGCAAAAGUCUGCAAUUGAAUUAUUUACAAUAUUAGACUGUCGAAAUAUUAUUGAAAAGGCUAUCAGUAAUGGUUAUAACGAAUUACAUAUAAAUGGGAUAGAUGGAUGCAAUCUAGCACAUUAUGCAGCUAUGUGGAAUCGAGCAGAUUUAUUAAAAUAUUUAUACUUUGCUGGUGUAGAUAUGUAUAGUAAAAAUGUUUACGGUGAAACAGCGCAUAAAUUAGCCGUUAAAUAUGAACAAAAAGAAGCAAUGCAUAUGUUAGAGUGGAUAGAAUGCCGUGAUCAGUUUCUUACACUUAUUCGAAUGGUUAGAGAAAUUUUAGCUACUGCUGAUAAGAAUGACUAUACAAGAGAAGAAAGAAAAAUUGCAGAUGCUGCUUGUCUUGAUGGCGAAUCAUGGAUAAAUAAAAACAAAGAAGCUACUCUUAGCAUGUUAAAAACGAAAAAAGAACAAAUUGAAUUAAUUGUAGAACCAUUUUUUAGAAGAAGAACACCAGUGUAUUAA
Molecule: messenger RNA, 624 nt
Organism: Trichobilharzia regenti
Lineage: Eukaryota; Metazoa; Platyhelminthes; Trematoda; Strigeidida; Schistosomatidae
Source: the annotation of a GenBank genome assembly